AUGGAUGGAUUCGAUGAGGCAAAGAUGAAACAGCUACAGCUGUUGAAAGAAAAAAUGAAAAUUGCUAAGGCACAAAAAGGUGAUGAUGGUAAUAAAAAUGAGAAUGUACUUCCACAUGAUGUUAAGAAUGUUAGAUCAUUUGAAACUCAAGAUAUUAAAUUUAAUAAAAUUGGAAAAAAAAAUUUUGAAAGUUUUUCAUCUAAUAAAAAAAUAAUACAUAUUAAAGGGAAUAGAUACCCAUUCCAACAGUCAAAAAGUGCUAUUACAAAUUUUACAUUUAAAACAAAAAAUGGUACAGUCAAGAUAGGCAAUAAUAGUAAUAAUAAUAAUGAUGCUGAUGCAUUUGAUACACCGCUAACUUUUGAGGAGGUUAUGAGAAGGAAAAAUGAAAAGAAAAAAUUGGCAUUUGAAAGAAGCAGUCAAAGUAAUAAUGACGAUUUGGUGAGUGCCAAGCAGAUGACCAUAAAUAAUGAACAAGAUCAGAAAAUUGUUUCCGAUGUGUUUGGUGGAUUAAAUUGCGAUGGCGGUAGUAACAACAAUGCGAGCAAUGAUCUUAGCGGAAAAUUUAGUGGUAAUUAUAACAGUAGAUGCAAUGGCAACUACACCAGUGGUGGUAAUGAUGUCCAUAACAAGGACAAUCAGAGCCAUAAUAACAGCAGUGAGAAUUCCAAAAGCAACCAGCUUAUGAAUGGAUGUUCUGCGCAUAACGAGGACCCAUCAAACAUAGAUAUGAUAAACAAUACAAAUUCAUUUAAUAUAAAUGGUACAAAGAAUUCACAUUCCUUUGGUAUAAAUUCUUUGAAUAAUUUAUUUUUGAAAAAUGUUAGCAAAAAUGAAGAAAUUAUAAUAAAGGAAGAAAAUAUGAAUAAUACUUUUCCUUUUUCAAGGAAUAAUUUAAGUGAUAGUUUUGCAGACACUUUGAUAAGGAACAAUUUGAGUAGUAACAUAUGUAAUGAAGGAAUGAGCACUCAGCAUUUUGGCAUUCGGAAUGAGCACUUAAAUGAUAGCUUGAACAACAGAUUUAAUACCCAUGUAGUAAGUAAUGAACUUAAAGGUGGUACUAUUUUUCCGAGCAGUGUAACCAAGGUAAACGAGUUUAGUUUUAACAAAACUUCGAAUAUGACUAGUGCGAAUGAUAAGUUGAAUGGUACUAUAACCGAUUCGUGCAGUAAGGGCAGCGGUUUGAGCGGUGUAACCGGCGUUAGCGGCAUCGGCAGCAUCAACAGCGAUGGAAACAUUGGUAAUAGUGAAAUAAAUGACAGAAAUAUGUUAAACAUAACAAAUAAUGUUAAUUGCUUUAGUAAUAUGAGUAAUAUAUUUAAAAUGAAUAAUAACUUGAGUAGUUCAAACGAUUUAUUUAACCGUCCACAAAAUGCCAGCAGCGUGAUGAUUAAUCGAAAUGUUGAGGAGUCAGAAGAUAAAUAUAAGCUCCUCAAUCAUGCGAGCGAGAUUAGUAAUAAUAAUAAUAAUAAUAAUAAUAAUAUGAAUAUGAAUAUGAAUAUGAAUAGUCCUUUUACUAAAGGAAAUAAUAAUACAAAUUUAUUCAACACCAGAAGUAACAUUUUGGAUAAAACGAAUGGUAGCUUAAGCAGUAUGUUUUUUGGAGCUGUGGAGGGAAGUGCCAUUACUAACGGAAAAAGCAUAUUCAGCAAUGAAAGUGGAAAAAAUAUAUUUGGAAAUGAGAGUGGAAAAAGUAUAUUCAGCAAUGAAAGCGGAAAAAAUAUAUUUGGAAAUGAGAGUGGAAAAAGCAUAUUCGGCAAUGAAAGCGGAAAAAGCAUAUUCGGCAAUGAAAGCGGAAAAAGCAUAUUCGGUAGUGAAAGCGGCAAAAGCAUAUUCGGUAACAGCACAGGUGGUGCUGACUAUAAGAACCUCUUCAACACAAGCAGCCUUUUUAGUAAAACAACUGGUAGUAACAGUCUUUUUGAUAAUGUGAACAAAUCACCUGACAAAAUAAGUAAUAUUAUAAAUAGCCAAAGUACAUUUGUUGUUGGUUCCAAUCAAUAUGCUAAAAAAUUUAGCGAGUACUUAAUAAACACGAACAACAAAUUAAUAAGCGAUAGCUAUGCCGUCAGAGCGAAUGCUUUCCCCAGUGAAGACAUUAAUAGAAAUGACAAAGGCAAUGGAAAUAGUAAUUUAAAUGUGAAUGCAAAUCCAAACAGUAACAGUAACAGUAGCAGUAACAAUAACAGCAACUGUAGCAAUAACAAUAACAGUAACAGUAACAGUAACAGUAACAAUAACAGUAACUGUAGCAAUAACAAUAACAGUAACAGUAACAGUAACAGUAACAAUAACAGUAGCAGUAACAGUAACAGUAACAGUAACAAUAACAGUAGCACCUCGUUUAGCACGUCAUACAAUGGUCUGUGCAACGGAUCUACUGCUCCUAUUAACAGCUUUUUUAACCGAAGUGAAAAUUUAUUUUCGAGGGAAAACGAUGAUGUGAAUUCGAAGGUACAUAAGUUUAAAAACACCUUGUCGAAUAUUAAAAAUAUGAAAAUUGCUUCUUUGAAUGAACAAGUAAAAAAUGAGAGCAAAAUUGCUUUAUCGUCAAUGGAAAAAAAUAUAAGAGUUGAUGUUAUUAAUUUUAAUACAAUUAAUAAGGAACAAAUGGGAAAUAAUGAUAGUAAUUGUAGUAAUGAUGCUAUUGACAAGAGAGGAAAGAGUGAAGAAGGAGGUACUCUCUGUUCUACCAAAAAUGGUAUUACCAUUGGUGAUACGCCAAAAAAUGAAGAAGAUAUGGCUACUUCAUCUGGUCCUCACAUAAAUGUUGAAAAUGCGGUAAAUCGAGUCCAUAGCAUUAAUAUAGUAAGAAGUAACAACAAUGAUGUAAACCAGUAUGAUGAGAACAGAAAUGCAAGUGAAAACAACAACGAUGUCAACAGGUACGAUGAAAACGAUAAUGCAAAUAGAAACAAUGACAAUGGCAACAGCGUGCUUGCAAAUGAAAACUCAAGUAACAUGUGUAAAAGUAAAGAAGGUAGUAUGGACCUUUGCAAAACUACGACAAGCUUCUUUACCAGUCUAAUUCCAUCCUUUUUUUCUGGUUCAAGCAAGCAGAACCAAAAAGAUCUAAACACAAAACUGGAUAAUCUUAAUAACGAUAAUAAUUUAAGUAAUUUGAAUGGAGGUGGGAGUGUAGAUAUUCAUGAAGGUACCAGUGUUGUAUUAUUAAGGGAGAACAACGACUGUGAUGAACCAGUUGAAGAAAAGACCAACGAGAAUACAAACAGUAGUAAGGAUAAAGAAUUGGACAGCGGUUUGAAUACCUCCUUCAAUGAUGUUGAAGUUACACAUUUCAAGCAAGAUGCUAACCAGAAAAGUAGUGAAACAAACCAUGAAACAUUAUCAUUAAACAGUAUGAAGGAAGCACCAAGAUAUACGAAUGUUGGACAUACGCAGAUAAAGGAUACACCCCAGGAAGAGAAAUCAUCUGCUGAACUUAAUGGAUCAAAAAGUGAGUUAACGAAUGGUGAGCAUAAUGGUAGAGGAUUAGGGGAAGAGUCCGUCCCUAAAUGGAGUUGUAAUGAUGGCAUGGGUAGAAGUAGGAUCAGCAGUCCUAGCAGUCCUAGCAGUCGAAGUGGGGGUAAAACCAAUUUUACAACAGCGGACGUUUUGGAAAAAGCUCACAAGAACAACCACAGUCUAUACGAUUCUUUCAAUUUAUAUGAUGCACGUGCAUUAAAUAAAUCGUUAGAGAGUAAAGAGAGUAAUAAUGCGAGUCGUCCUUUAAAUGUAAAUGACCUCAAUACACAUACGGCAUUUCAUCAUGAAAAUAAAAACGAAGGGGAAAAAAGCGAAAGUCAAAAAAACGAAGCGCAAAAAAAUACAAAUAAGACCAUAACAAAUGAAUUGCAAAAUGAUAAUAACAUUUUUGGCAUAUUCCAACAAAUACCGAAUGACAGUUUACUAAGUAUAAACUCAGAUAAUUUUCAAAAUAAAGAAGACUUCGAAAAAUUCAAUCAGAUAUAUAAAAACAUAAAUUGCAUAAAUAAAAAUAUAAAUUAUAUAAAUAAAUACGUCCCAACAACAAUUGAAAAUGUAAACAAGUAUAUUGAUGAAAAUAUUAACUGUUCAGAAAAUUAUGACAGAAUAUCUACGGUUAAUAAAAUUUUUUUAGAAAAAAUUCAAAAUUCACACAAUAAUACGCUACAAGAGAAUAAAGAAAUGAAAACUAUGAUAAAUAAUUUAAAUAAAAUGAUUAACAAAAAUGCUAAUUCUAUAAAUGGAUUGAUAAAAUAUAAUGAAAAGAAUAAAAAUUGUGGAGUAACUUUCAAUAAAAUGAGUAGCCGUAAUGAUGAAAAAAAUAAAACCAUGUACUAUGGCUACAAUAGCAUAAGAGCAAAAAAUUUUAUGGAAGGAGGAAUAGGAACUGAGAAUGAAAUGGUGGGUGUUAAUAUAAACAUGUUAACCCCUGUGGAAAAGAUAAAAUUAAUAAAUGAAACAUCAAAGGAAAUUUCUGUAAAUGAUGAAAUCAAUGCAAACGAAAUGAUACCUGAACAUGUGCAGAAAAUUAUGGAAAGAAGAGAAUAUUUCAAGGCAAAAAAUAGAUUACAAAAUAGUAAUGAUAGUACGAAAAAAAUAGCAGUAAAGAAAAUCAAACCGUUUGUUCCCUCAGAAUGUAGUGAAUCCUUUAGAAAUACAUUUUACACAAAUGAAAAUAAUAAAAGGAAUAUUUUUUCUUUAAAGAAUUUAAGUAACAUGGAUGUAUUGAAUGGAAGCCUUCCAAAUAGUGGCAUUAUCGAUAUUAGUGAAAAUUACUUGAACAGUAUUUGUAUAAAUGAUAAUAGUGAUAGUAAUAAAAACAAUUUGGGUAGUCAUGAUAAAAAAACAAUCAAAUGGCAUGAAGAAUUCGUAAACGCAAAUACAGAACAUAUGAAAUUGUUGAGUAACUCUAACAGUGUAACUACACCUUUAACGUAUUUUAAUGAAGAACAUAGUACACCUUUUAAAGAGUUGGACAUCAUAAAUAGUAAAAGCAAGAUUAAUGUAAACAGUGAAAAUACAAAUGCUCGUAUUCACAAUAAUAUUGAUGUGUUGUCAUUGAAUACUUUAGAGGACUCUACUAUAAGAACUACAAGUAAGCAAAUUAAUGGCAUGUGCGCACCUAAUAAUUGUAUAGACAGGAGGAGUGCUAUUGAUGAUACAAGGAAUAAUGAUGUUUCUUUCCUUCUCAAGAUAGAAAAGGAACUAAACAGACAAACUGAUUUUAUUUCUAACAUUUACACUAGUUUGGAAAAGAACAAUUAUAUUUACAACAGACAUAAGGUGGAAUCGCGAAAUGACAACAGCGAUUACAAUAAUAGUAAUGAUGUUGGUGAUGAUGAUAGUAAGAAUAAUAAUAAUAAUAAGAAUAAUAAGAAUAAUAAGAAUAAUAAUAAUAAUAAUAAUAAUAAUAAUAAUAAUAAUAAUAAUAAUAAUAAUAAUAAUAAUAAUAAUAAUAAUAAUAAACAUAAUAACCAUGUGCAGGCAAAAAGGAGAAUGGCUAGUCACAUGGGAAACAACAACAUGAGUGACAACGAGUUAAGUUCUUUUGACCAUUUUGAAAAUGAAGACAAGUUUUUUUCAUCUACUCAACAAAAGAAAAAACAAAGGUUUGAGCGGAUUGUAGACAGUGGAAAUGUAGAUAAUGAAGAAGAGGAUAAUAGUUUAUAUCAAAAUGCAGAUUCAGAAUUAUCACAAAAGGAAAAUAAAUGUAUUAAUAUGUCUCAUUAUGUCAAAGAAAUUAAAAAUUCGAAAACUUUAUCAGACAUUUCCACCAAUUUAACGAAAUACACACUACAAAGUGAACAAAUACUUUGUGAUAUAAUUAAUGAUAAUUUUAAUAUGACAUUAAAAGUUUCCUCACUAAGCGAUUUGCCAUUUUUGUUUGAAGAUUUUACUUAA
Plasmodium malariae is the source of this 5886-nucleotide messenger RNA. RefSeq names its product conserved Plasmodium protein, unknown function. The record is from RefSeq and is a predicted model, not a curated record. NCBI's taxonomy places the organism in Eukaryota, Apicomplexa, Aconoidasida, Haemosporida, Plasmodiidae. Bases 1 to 5886 code for a protein of 1961 amino acids. The transcript is spliced from 2 exons.